AUGGGGCUCUUCACUGUGACGAAGAAGGCCACCACGCCCUUCGAAGGCCAGAAGCCCGGCACUUCCGGCCUCCGCAAGAAGGUUACUGUAUUCCAGCAGCCUCAUUAUCUGCAGAACUUUGUCCAAUCAACAUUCAAUGCCCUUCCUGCGGACCAAGUUAAAGGUGCAACCAUUGUUGUCUCUGGUGAUGGCCGCUAUUUCUCAAAAGAUGCUGUUCAGAUCAUAACAAAAAUGGCUGCUGCCAAUGAAGUAAGACGUGUUUGGGUUGGACUAAACAGUCUCAUGUCUACUCCUGCUGUAUCUGCUGUCAUCCGUGAAAGAAUUGGUGCAGAUGGAUCAAAGGCUACUGGUGCCUUCAUCUUGACAGCGAGCCAUAACCCAGGUGGUCCUACGGAGGACUUCGGUAUCAAAUACAAUAUGGGAAAUGGUGGACCUGCCCCUGAAUCCGUUACCGACAAGAUUUUCUCUAAUACAACGACAAUCUCUGAAUACCUCAUCUCUGAGGACCUUCCAGAUGUUGAUAUUUCUGUUGUCGGUGUCACCAGCUUCAGUGGACCCGAAGGCCCCUUUGAUGUGGAUGUCUUUGACUCUAGUGUAGAUUACAUAAAGUUAAUGAAGACAAUUUUUGACUUUGAAGCAAUAAAAAAGCUGCUGACUUCCCCAAAGUUUACAUUCUGUUAUGAUGCGCUCCAUGGUGUUGCUGGAGCUUAUGCCAAACACAUCUUUGUGGAAGAGCUUGGUGCUGAUGAAGGCUCGCUGUUGAAUUGUGUCCCGAAAGAGGACUUUGGAGGUGGUCAUCCGGAUCCUAACCUCACCUAUGCAAAAGAGUUGGUUGAACGGAUGGGUCUUGGAAAGUCAUCCUCAAAUGUUGAGCCCCCUGAAUUUGGCGCUGCAGCUGAUGGAGAUGCUGAUCGCAACAUGAUUCUGGGUAAAAGAUUCUUUGUGACACCAUCGGACUCUGUUGCCAUUAUCGCGGCCAAUGCUGUACAAUCAAUUCCUUACUUUGCUUCUGGCCUGAAGGGAGUUGCCAGGAGCAUGCCAACAUCUGCUGCCCUUGAUGUUGUUGCAAAGAAUUUGAAUCUCAAGUUCUUUGAGGUGCCUACUGGGUGGAAGUUUUUUGGGAAUUUGAUGGAUGCUGGAAUGUGCUCAAUCUGUGGUGAAGAAAGCUUUGGCACUGGGUCUGACCACAUUCGUGAGAAGGAUGGCAUCUGGGCUGUGCUUGCAUGGCUUUCUAUUAUUGCUUUCAAGAAUAAGGACAACCUUGGAGGAGAUAAGCUUGUCACUGUUGAAGAUAUUGUCCGUCAGCACUGGGCCACAUAUGGUCGCCAUUAUUACACACGCUAUGACUAUGAGAAUGUUGAUGCGGGGGCUGCUAAGGAGCUUAUGGCAAACCUAGUAAGCAUGCAGUCAUCACUUUCUGAUGUUAACAAGUUGAUCAAGGAGAUCCGGUCUGAUGUUUCUGAAGUAGUUGCAGCUGACGAGUUUGAGUACAAGGAUCCUGUUGAUGGCUCUGUGUCCAAGCACCAGGGCAUCCGAUACCUCUUCGGAGAUGGUUCACGACUGGUGUUCCGCCUCUCUGGAACUGGUUCUGUUGGUGCCACCAUCCGUGUCUACAUUGAGCAGUACGAGAAGGAUUCCUCCAAGACCGGCAGGGAUUCACAGGAUGCCCUUGCUCCGCUGGUUGAUGUUGCGCUCAAGCUCUCCAAGAUGCAAGAGUACACUGGCCGCUCUGCCCCGACCGUUAUCACAUAA
Miscanthus lutarioriparius is the source of this 1752-nucleotide messenger RNA. The record is from the annotation of a GenBank genome assembly. NCBI's taxonomy places the organism in Eukaryota, Viridiplantae, Streptophyta, Magnoliopsida, Poales, Poaceae.